This is a messenger RNA of Verruconis gallopava, 1868 nucleotides long. RefSeq lists its product as uncharacterized. Bases 113 to 1369 code for a protein of 418 amino acids. The record is from RefSeq and is a predicted model, not a curated record. The transcript has a single exon. NCBI's taxonomy places the organism in Eukaryota, Fungi, Ascomycota, Dothideomycetes, Venturiales, Sympoventuriaceae.
CCCGAAGCCUCCAGCGGCGAGAGGCAACCCCAACGAUCCACAAUUUUCUAUGUAAACUGUGCGAUCUUUGGGUCAUCUACCCAAUUGCUUCUCGAAUUCCUCUUCUUGAGGUAUGCAGACUGUACGGUUAAGACUUCAGAUUGGUCUGCUGCAACAACGACAGUCCACCUGCGCAUAUCGCCUCGCCUCAACGUCUUACCUCUCCAUAUUCCAAGCCCGACAUUGCCUCCGUCAUCGCUCCAAUAGUACUCAACGAAGAUGGCAAUCUGUGCAGGCGCAGAGUCAGAACGAGAUUGCGGACGCGGAAGGUAAUGUGCAGCUAGAGAGCAGUGGCACUUCAACUCCAGCACCGGAUACCUCACAAAAGAAAUACGCGAAGACGCCGUUCUAUUUCGAAGCUGGAUAUGCUCUUUUUGCGAAACGUCGCUCACGGCCUUUUCCCCCUCCCUUUGUCUCUAUGCCCUCGGGCUCAUUUUCCGACCCUCUCAGUACACACGAUCGAUCGCGCGACCGCAGGGGACAGCCUACCGUGAACGGUGAGAUAAUACGAGGGAUUACUAAUGGCGAUGAUGCUGUCUUGGUUAGCGAGAACUUCAUAUGCGCCAACGAUGGGGUAGGUGCUUGGGCGCAGAAGGAGAAAGGGCAUGCAGCGCUGUGGUCACGGCUCAUCAUUCAUUUCUGGGCUCUAGAAGCAGAGAAGGACGAAUAUGGCGGCGAUCACGAACCCAAUCCUGUCGCAUAUUUACAAAGGGCUUUCGAAUCUACGAAGCAAGCGACUAGUCAUCCUAGUGAAUGGUAUGGGACUACGACAGCAAGCUCUGCGCUUCUGAGUGACGACCAUAAGAACCCUCCCCAUCCGGUGAUAUAUGCUACUCAGCUAGGAGACAGCCAGAUCAUGGUUUUACGACCACGCGAUCGAGAGAUCAUUUACAAAAGCAAAGAACAAUGGCAUUGGUUCGAUUGUCCACGCCAGCUUGGCACAAAUUCACCUGACACUCCUGAAAAAAAUGCCGUCAUGGAUCGCGUUGAGAUCGAAGAGGAUGACGUAGUGCUCGCCAUGUCUGACGGUGUUAUUGACAACUUGUGGGACCAUGAGGUUUUACAAAAUGUGGUGGACAGCAUGCACAGAUGGGAAAAUGGCGAAGUGCCAUUAGAGAACGAAGGUCGUGAACCUGCUGAGCAGAGCUACAGUGAGGAGAUGAUGUAUGUGGCUGAGGAGCUUGUCAAGGCAGCAAAGGCAAUUGCACAGGACCCAUUUGCAGAGAGCCCGUACAUGGAGAAAGCGAUCGAGGAAGGAUUGAGCAUUGAGGGUGGAAAGAUGGAUGACAUUAGCGUAGUGGCUGGACAGUGCAAGAGGAGAAAGACAUGAUGGCACAACCUGGAGGCAUGAUCAUGAGUAUUUUAAUAGACCUCUACCAUCGGCCUCUGUCGUUGGAGAGCAGAACGCUUAGUCAUAUGUUUGACUGGCAUUAAUCGGCCGAAAAGAGGUUCGCAGGGAGAGUAAAGCACAGCUUGCUAGCUCACGCGAUUUUAUAACACUGCUCAAGCUCGUCACAAGGUUGGGAUUGCUGUCGGGUGGCGAAGCCAAUCCUAGAUCCUGUAUGUCGUUCCCUCGAUUGCGAGAGCGAGGGACGUACAAACGAAAAUGAUGACCGAGACGAGAUGGGAGAGGAUUUGGAUGUGCUCACGGACGCUUUUCAGAAAAAGGCGUCACUAAGGAGUCUCCGGCGUAGGAUAUGGCUUAGAUGCGAUAAUGCAUUAGCCAUGGUUUGCGACUCGGAUUUGGAGCAAUGAGAUGGCCAACACAUCGAGGACGAGUGUGAACUCCCUAUAUGAUUUUCAUAUUCCCUCCAGAGGAGAAAUCUAUC